This is a messenger RNA of Rhinocladiella mackenziei CBS 650.93, 870 nucleotides long. RefSeq lists its product as uncharacterized. The record is from RefSeq and is a predicted model, not a curated record. NCBI's taxonomy places the organism in Eukaryota, Fungi, Ascomycota, Eurotiomycetes, Chaetothyriales, Herpotrichiellaceae. Gene Ontology annotation, molecular function: CoA-ligase activity. Gene Ontology annotation, biological process: secondary metabolic process. The coding region runs from base 1 to 870 and encodes 289 amino acids. The transcript has a single exon.
AUGGCUAAAUUUACAUUCGAGGAUUAUCUGAAAUAUAUUCAACAAUUCAGGAUUACGACGAUGCAAUUGGUUCCGCCGGUUCUAGUUAUGAUGGCCAAACGACAUGAGACAGCAAAAUACGACAUCAGCAGUAUCAAGCAUAUUCUCUGUGGAGCAGCCCCUCUAUCAAGUGAUCUCCAGAAUGAAGUUAUGAGUCGCUUUAAUAUGGUGAUUUGCCAGGCAUGGGGUAUGACGGAAACAACUUGUGCCGGAAUUAUGACCCCUGACAUGACCAUAGACCUUACCGGCAGCGUUGGAUAUCUUCUGCCGAAUACAGAAGCUCUUCUGGUGGACGAGGAUGGUAAACAGGUAACAAAAGAUGGCGAGCCUGGGGAAUUGUGGUUGAGAGGACCACAGAUUAUGUUAGGAUAUUGGAGGAACGAACAAGCCACGCGCGAGAGUAUCUCCAAUGGUUGGUUCAAGACUGGCGACAUGGCUGUAGUAAGGGGUGGGAAGUGGUGGAUCGUCGAUCGAAAAAAGGAAUUGAUUAAAGUCAAUGGACUCCAGGUCGCUCCAGCCGAGUUGGAAGCAGUCUUACUCCAGCACCGGGAUGUGACUGAUGCGGCCGCCGUGGGAAUCACUAUUCACGGCGAAGAGUUGCCGCGAGCAUACGUCGUACUUCACCAGAACGCCAAAGAUAAGACGACUGACAGAGACAUUCAGGAUUUCGUCGCUGGGAAGGUGGCCAAACACAAACAACUAUCGGGCGGGGUCAAAUUUGUCGACGAAGUUCCGAAAUUCGCCAGCGGCAAGAUCGUGAGGAAGGUUUUGAAGGAGUGGGCCAAAAGCGACGCAAAAGUAGUCGAAGCCACAGUCAAGGCGAGACUCUGA